Molecule: messenger RNA, 1628 nt
Organism: Diaporthe batatas
Lineage: Eukaryota; Fungi; Ascomycota; Sordariomycetes; Diaporthales; Diaporthaceae
Exons: 2
Coding region: 53-1414 (453 amino acids)
Molecular function (GO): FAD binding
Source: RefSeq, a predicted model, not a curated record
CUCAAAGCUAUCUUUCCCGCGUUGCGCUUCGAUUUUGGUUUAGGCAGACCAAAUGGGACGUGAAAGCCCACAGCUAUUUAUACGAGUUGAAAAUAUUGAGACCACCCAUCCUCCUCCAACGUUGAGAUCAGAGGACAGCUUAACUACAUACAAGGAAAUGGCCAAUACUAUGGCCAGCCUACCAGGGCAAUUUCUCUCCGGAAAACGCAUCUUCGUGGCAGGAGCCGGGAUUGGUUCUUUGGCCUUCGUUUCCGCUCUUGAACAAUUAUGGCCUCGGGACUUGGCAUCGAAACAUCCUGAAGUCACCGUGUUUGAGCGGGAGACUCGACAGGAUUCCAUCCAGAAGGACAACUACAUGCUGGAUAUAACCGGCGGUAGCCCGGAUGAGGGCCUAUUCGCACUGCAGCAGUUGGGAUUACUGGAUAGCAUCCGUCCCUACUCAACCCUCAACAGCGGCCUCAUCAACGUGUGGAGCGACAAGUGGAAAUUUCUCGCGGACAUCGCUCCCAAAGCCUACGGCAAUCUGCCGGCUGCGACAAUGCGCAUCACCCGGGAGAAUUUGAAGCGUAUCCUCUUAGAAAAUUCAGAAAAGGGAAACACGGUAUUUCAAUGGCAAAGUACCUGCACCUCCGCGGAGCGUCUUCAGAACGGGCAGAUUAGAGUCACUAUCCAGGAUGUGGAGGCUGGCACCAUACAUACCGAAGACUGUGACCUACUCAUAGCCGCCGACGGGUCCAACUCCAAGAUCCGAGAGACUUUUCGUCCCUUCGACUCGAAGGUGGUGUACUCGGGCGUGACACAGAUCGGUGGCAUCUCUCGCCUGACCCAAGGACUACCCCACCCCGUGGAGGAGGACUACGGCCUCCAAAUGUCAUCAGGCGAAGGAGUGUGCUGCAUCUACACGCCCUUCGACGCCGAGACCAUCGGCUGGGCAGUGAGCAAGCCAGGGCCUGCGCGAGACGCCCAUCCUGGGCCUUUCACGCAGGAGGAGUUCGCCGCGCUCAAGAACGAGGCGCUCAAGACCGCGUCCAUGUUUGACGAGCCUUUCAAGACUAUCGUCGAGGCGACAGACCCGUCGACUGCGUUCAUCCGGCCCGCCUACGAGAAGCAGCCCUUCCAGCACGACGCGCGGAUGCGAGGUGUCGUGUUCAUUGGCGACGCGAACCGCGUCGUCAACCCGUUCGUGCUGGUCGGUGCGAACCUCGCCCUGAAAGACGGCUGGGACAUGGCAGAGCAAUUAUGCUACAAUACCUCGCUGGACUCGGCGGUCGCCGGGUACGACAGGCUCAGUAUUCCUCGUGUGGAACACGCCAUCAAGUUCUCGCAUGAGCGCGUACGUUUCGGCCACAGCACUGGUCUCAUGUGGAAAAUCUACAAAUACGGCAUGGCUGCUCAGAGGAAAAUUGGGAAGUAAUCCUGCUUGAGAGAGUUUCUUUUGUGAUCACGUAGGGCGAACGAAGGGCUUGAGAGGACUGGCUUGUCUCGUGGGCGACGUUUUGGUUUUUGUCAAUUAAUAUCUAUACACAUUUACAUUUUCCGGCUCACAUUCCCUCAAUUGGUUCUUUCCAAACAAAUUUUUGAAAGAUAUUAGCGUAAUAUAUCAAGACAAAUUCUAAUAGUUCAACCUA